UGAAGUCUAUAAAAGAGUUUUGCCCCAACCCCCAUAGCCGAAAGACAGUCUUCUUCUUCUUCAUCUCCUCCAACUGCAACAUUUCUCUCAACUCUCAUGAAAACUCUGUCUGUAAUGUCUGUUCAGAAUUAAUUUCUUCUCCAGAUAAAACCCAUUUCUCAAAAUUCAAUUUUAAACAAACCCAUUUAACCUUUCUUCGAAAAAGGUUUCCGCUUUCUUGUUCCCACUUUCUGUCGGAAUCCGAUCAAACCAUGAAGAGGCACAGAGGUUUCAAGAUCGGACAAAGGUUCGUUAAGAUCUUCAAAUGGAUAGUCCGACCCAGAAGAAUCAAACCUGGGAAACACCGUUACCCCACCCGAGUCCUCAACCCGGUCACUAGAAUCUGUUCUUUAGCUCGGUGUCUCCGUCGUGGGGCCAAGAGACUGUGCGGCAAGAACACGGCUCCGGCUCCGGGUGCGGGUCAGAUCCUACUGGGUAAGGAUCCGAAUUCGGCGGCGGUAGUUCCGAAGGGGCAUUUGGCGGUAUACAUAGGCGAAUCAGGAGGCGACACGCGCCGAGUUUUGGUGCCGGUGAUACACUUCAACCACCCAUUGUUCGGAGAAUUGCUGGAGCAAGCGGAGCAGGUUUACGGGUUCGAUCAACCGGGUCGGAUCACGAUCCCGUGCCGGGUCUCUGAUUUUGAGAAGGUUCAGAUGAGGAUCGCCGCAUGGGAUCACUGCCGCAGGAAGCGGAGUUACAAGAUUGUCUGAUGCGACUUUUAGUUUUCUCAAGGUGAAAAAAAAACGGUCAAAAGAAGAAAGAGAAGAAUAGGGAAAGGUACAAAAUUUGGGUUUUUUGUUCUGUGAAUAUUUAUUUAGUUUUAUCUGAUCUUAUAUACAUGAAUACAAUUAUUGAUAUACCAUAUACUCGACAAAUUGUUCGUUUGGAGAAUUAAUUGUAACAAUUUGUUUCAUUAAAA
Molecule: messenger RNA, 958 nt
Organism: Tarenaya hassleriana
Lineage: Eukaryota; Viridiplantae; Streptophyta; Magnoliopsida; Brassicales; Cleomaceae
Product: indole-3-acetic acid-induced protein ARG7-like
Exons: 1
Coding region: 252-749 (165 amino acids)
Biological process (GO): response to auxin
Source: RefSeq, a predicted model, not a curated record